AUGGACAAGUCAGGUACUGUUUUUGACGAAAUACGGUCAUAUCCGGGCCAGAAAGGAUGGAAGGAUUACAUCGUCAACGUGGUGUAUGACCGAUACGCCCUAGACGGUCUGUCUUAUACAAUCCAAUUCUUCUUAGGUGGACCACCAGGCAAAGACACGAGUUUUGAAAAGCGCAGCUACAUUGGUCAUGUGUACUCCUUUGGUGGUAGACAGAGCUCAUCCGGGGGCUCUUGCAACAACUGCAAGAAACAAGCUGCAGCACAAGUCCUUUCAUGUGCUCAGGUCCCGUUGACGAUCCAUCUUCUUCACCAUAUCAGAGACAAAAUUCCCGACCACUCUAUCGAGAACUCUGAUGAGAUUGAAGACUAUCUUAGGCUUCAUCUUCAAUGGAGGGUCGUCAAGUAUGGCGGUGAAGUCAUCUCUGAAGAAGCAUGGAAGGACUUCUCAAAGCUCCAAAUAUCUGUCUUGCGCGGUGUCGGUCGAAUCAGGUCGGGCAACGCACAAAGUGCAGUUUCAGUCUCUUCUUUGUACAGCGAUUAUGUUCCAUUACCUGAAAUUACUGAUGGGAAACCCGGUGGCUUGCAGCGCGACAAAACCCCCGAAAACAGCGAGCCAUUCGUUCAGCAGAACAAGAACGCUGUGCAACCACUCCACAAGGCGAAGUAA
Molecule: messenger RNA, 666 nt
Organism: Fusarium musae
Lineage: Eukaryota; Fungi; Ascomycota; Sordariomycetes; Hypocreales; Nectriaceae
Exons: 1
Coding region: 1-666 (221 amino acids)
Source: RefSeq, a predicted model, not a curated record